UAACACAACGUAACUUAAAAAAUCCAUCAUCAUCAUCAUCUAAUAUAUCGCGUCUAACAAUACUCGCCGUAUCAAGACCGCCUUCGAGACUUAUAACACCAUCCUUUUCUCAGAAUGCCGAAAAUGUUACACUAUCUUCUUUUUUACAAAAUGCGAAUACGAUCAAUAUAACUAUCAAUAAUAACUAUGCUAGGCCGGACGAGGAAUAG
Funneliformis mosseae is the source of this 209-nucleotide messenger RNA. Lineage: Eukaryota; Fungi; Glomeromycota; Glomeromycetes; Glomerales; Glomeraceae. The record is from the annotation of a GenBank genome assembly.